Molecule: messenger RNA, 405 nt
Organism: Ochotona princeps (American pika)
Lineage: Eukaryota; Metazoa; Chordata; Mammalia; Lagomorpha; Ochotonidae
Gene: PCP4
Product: Purkinje cell protein 4
Exons: 3
Coding region: 121-309 (62 amino acids)
Cellular component (GO): cytoplasm
Molecular function (GO): calmodulin binding; calcium ion binding
Source: RefSeq, a predicted model, not a curated record
UCUUUUUAAGAGAAAAACCCAGGAGCUGGUGCAACAGCGACCCCUGAGCAGUGCGGUCCGGUCCGAGCGAGCCCAGCAGAACCGAGCCGCAGGAUCCCAGCUGCUGACUUGACAGUCGACAUGAGUGAGCGACAAGGUACUGGGGCAGCCAAUGGAAAAGACAAGACCUCGGGUGAAAACGAUGGGCAGAAGAAAGUCCAAGAAGAAUUUGACAUAGACAUGGAUGCACCGGAGACAGAGCGUGCGGCGGUAGCCAUUCAGUCUCAGUUCAGAAAAUUCCAGAAGAAAAAGGCUGGGUCUCAAUCCUAGUAGAAGAGCCCCUUCCUCAUCUACCUGAAGACCUUGACUUCCACCACCAUCUGUCCUAAGUACAACACCCCCAAGAGUCUCACACACACACACACA